CUUCCAACUCAGCAGUAAUCAAACAACCUCGCCGACGUUCUGAUCAAGCCGGGUUUAGGCCAACAAUUUUUUUCUUCGUCUUAAGAAACAACUGAAAUUAUGGCGGAAUCUGAGAGAACAGUAGUGGUAGCAAUGGACGGAAGUGAAAAUUCUGAUUAUGCCUUUGAUUGGUACAUGAAGAAUGCCUACCAUAAGGGGGAUCAUGUGAUCUUUGUUCACUGUCCUGAGUACCACACGGUUGUCCAAUCACCUAUGGUGAUGGCAGAUGUUACCGUGUUGACUGACAUGUGGAAGGAGGAAGAAAAAAGAAUCAAGGAACUGUUGGAGAAACUAGGUCAGCAGAUGAAGGACCAUGGGAUUGGUGGGAAAGUGAAGAGUAUUGGAGGCAGUCCAGGGGAGGUAAUCUGUCAGGUGGCAAAGGAUGAGAAUGCUGCGCUUAUUGUAACAGGGACCAGGGGGAUGGGUAAGAUCCGUCGCACGUUCCUGGGCAGCGUUAGCGACUACAUUCUACACCACGCCCAUGUCCCAGUUCUGGUCGUUAGACACAAGGAUGACCCCAAACAUUAGAGGUCAUCUGCCACUCACUGUGACUCUCUGACCCUCAGGAUCUUCUGGAAACCCAUGCCACAGGAAAAUGUUUUCAUGGAUUCAUUAAUUUUAUUUUGACCUUUUAACUUACAAACAACUGGUAUUCAAAUGCAAAUUAUUGUCAGUAUGCUGUUGUUAAUGAUUUGACAUUUCCUUACCCUUUUAUACCCUGAUUUAAACUGCUGAGAAUUGUAAAAUUAAUAAUCAGUUUUUGAUAUAUUUGAGGAGGUGAAAGAAAUUUCUGAAGAUGUGAAAGAAUUUUUUUUUGUCUUUUUAGAUACCUAACCAAUAAGCAUUAUCAUUUCUCUUUAUGCAUUCUCUUUUGUAUUGUAGAAACAGUUUGUAAUUUUCUUGACAAGCUGUUGAAUUUAGGUAAUACUGAUUGAUGUUUGUGCGUUUUCUGGCAUGAAGUUGUGGAUUUGUAGUUUGGCUUGAACCCGAAUGUAAGCAGAGAACUGGGGGGUGGAGAGGUCAAGGUCAUUGUAAAGAGUUGCCAUAAUCUUCAAGUAUUUUAGUGCUACCCAAGUUUGUACCCAUACUUAGUAUUUUUUAAAUUCUUUUUUAUUAGAUGUAUAUUUCUUGUCAAAUCGUAUAGAGCAAAAUUAAAAUAAAGGAGCAAAAAUUUAAUUAGAAGAAAAAUUAAAACAUUGUAUUUGGAAGUUUAUUAAAAAUAAUGUGUACUUGUAGAUGCGUCAGUUCGUUUUUUUCUUCGUUUUCAAUAUGUAUGUUAUUGGUGCAUGUAAUGCCUGGUAAAUGCCAGAAAAAGACCAAUAAAAUUUAAAUAUCUACUUUGUAACCAGUUAAUAAACUGAAGUAAUAUGUCAAA
Molecule: messenger RNA, 1414 nt
Organism: Saccostrea echinata
Lineage: Eukaryota; Metazoa; Mollusca; Bivalvia; Ostreida; Ostreidae
Product: universal stress protein Slr1101-like
Exons: 4
Coding region: 100-567 (155 amino acids)
Source: RefSeq, a predicted model, not a curated record